AUGUCACAUACGGCAGAAACCUUUCUACCUCCAGUGCUAGAUAUGGUUGCAGGCAUGGAGCAGACAUUUGCAUACAUGCCACAAGGUCACCGGACCUCUUCCAAGAUCACCAAGUAUGGGAGUCGCGAGAUGACCAAUCUGCUGGUCCAGCAAUAUCCGCCAUUGUUCCAUGCCUCUACCGAUGUCCCUUCGUUUGUACGGGCUCUAUCCUUAAUGAGAAACCUGCGUCAUCUUCGAAUCAAUUGUGGAGGCCAACCUCCAAGCCAUCGGUAUCGUCGAAGCGUGGUAGAUUACGCACUAAUAUCAUUGCGGAUUGCUAUCGAGCGAGCUCCGUUGCAGUUCCUGGAGUCUCUUUCUCUGCUGUCAGUUCAUCCCGGGGUUGCACUUUAUCUGAGACCAGAACUGAGUUUCGGUGCAUCGCCUGCCUCUCGCAAGCGCUGGUCUCAGAUCCGCAGUCUAACCAUCCAUAUGGAGAGCUUCCACCACCAUCCAGGUUUGCCAACCGAUCAUUUCAAGCUGCUCCACGCCUAUUUGAAAAGCUUUCCCGAGCUCCGGAGAUUGGUAUUUCAUUGGAAAGGCGAGAGGGGUCUGUCACCGUUUUCCCUGGCUACUGAGCCAUGUCUUCAAUACAAGAUCAAAGCCGAUUCGUCUCAACACCGCCCCCGACAACAAAGACUAUUUCUGAGUCCAUUGCAAUUCCGCCAUCUAGAGAAAAUAGAACUGGCCAACGCAAUCACUGAUGCGUCACAAUUAGCCUCCUUUGUAUAUGACCAUCGCCACAGUCUGCGGGAAUUCAAUUUUCAGAACACAACCCUGCGUAAUGGAACCUGGGAUGACGCUUUGGCCCCACUAACCCAACGCAGGGACCGGGAGCCUUGUAUAGAAACCCUCAAGGAAGACCCCGUCAACGUGCCCAUCAAGUUGACACCGGUAGGUAUAAAUCAGCAACAGUUGCAACGAGUGCUUUGCGCUGCUAAACGACAGCGAGGCGGGAUAGGGAGUUUGGCAAAAGCGAGGGGAAGCGGUGGGAGAAAGCCGAUCAUUUGA
This is a messenger RNA of Penicillium pulvis, 1047 nucleotides long. RefSeq lists its product as uncharacterized. The transcript has a single exon. Bases 1 to 1047 code for a protein of 348 amino acids. NCBI's taxonomy places the organism in Eukaryota, Fungi, Ascomycota, Eurotiomycetes, Eurotiales, Aspergillaceae. The record is from RefSeq and is a predicted model, not a curated record.